Anopheles maculipalpis is the source of this 1291-nucleotide messenger RNA. RefSeq names its product NADH dehydrogenase [ubiquinone] 1 alpha subcomplex subunit 10, mitochondrial (gene ND-42). Gene Ontology annotation, biological process: mitochondrial electron transport, NADH to ubiquinone. Gene Ontology annotation, cellular component: cytoplasm. Lineage: Eukaryota; Metazoa; Arthropoda; Insecta; Diptera; Culicidae. The transcript has 2 exons. The record is from RefSeq and is a predicted model, not a curated record. The coding region runs from base 28 to 1227 and encodes 399 amino acids.
CUUCCCGUCCCGCAGCGCUGCAACAAAAUGUCGGGUGUUUUCCGUAUCGGAGUGCGCCUGGUGAAGGGUGCGCCGGUGGCCGGUUCACCGGUCAGUCCGUUCUUCAUCGCGGCACGCAACAUUUCCGGCAAAACGCUGCGCGGUUCGAAGCUGAGCAAGCCGAAACCGUUCCCGUACCUGGAGAAGCAGUACACGGCACUGAAUGCCUGUAUGGACGUGCUGACGAAGAACACGACCAGCCGAUUCGAUGAAAACACCAAGGUCGUUGUGGUGGACGGUCCGAUCGCGGCAGGUAAAUCUGCUUUCGCGAAGGAGCUUGCAGCCGAGCUGGAAAUGAAAUACUUCCCGGAGGUAACGAUGGACAACUACUACAUCAAUCCGUACGGUUACGAUCUGCGUCAGCUCGAUCCUCAGCUGCCGGUCAACAUGCAAAGCUUCGAUGUGACGAAAUUCCACCAGAACCCAACCCAUCGCAAUGUGGCCACGUUCCAGGUGCGCAUGAUGGUGGAACGUUUUUCGCAGUACGUGGACGCACUGGCCCAUCUGUUCAGUACCGGUGAGGGUGUUGUGCUGGACCGUUGCGUGUACUCUGACUUUGUGUUCAUGGAAGCGAUGUUCCGUAAUGGAUACAUCUCGAAGGGAGCCCGGUCGGUGUACUAUGACAUCGUGAAGAAUACCUUCUGCGACUUGAUGAAGCCUCAUCUGGUCAUUUAUCUGGACGUUCCGGUGAAUGUGGUGAAAGAUCGCAUCAAGAAGCGUGCAAAUCCAGCCGAAGUCGGAUCAAAGGCCCUUACCGACCAGUAUCUGAAGGAUAUCGAAACGAUCUACAAACAGCAAUAUCUGAAGGACAUAAGCACGCACGCCGAACUGCUGAUCUACGACUGGUCGGACUACGGUGAGACGGAGGUCGUUGUCGAGGACAUUGAGCGUAUCGAUUUCGAUCGGUUCGAUAAGGAUGAUCCGAAGAUGCGCGACUGGGUAAUGGAGAACGAAGAGGACUGGACCGAGGCCCGGUGCCGGUACAUGAACAAACCGGACCUGUUGAAUUCGAUGAACGUUCCACGGUUUGACGUUCCCGAGCUGACCGUCUCGCCGGACGACUUUAAGGCCUGGUACGAUGUUUGGUUCUCCGCACCGGGUAUGUCCUACCGCAAGGGCUACAACGAAGAGUGCGGCGAUACUGGCAUCCUCACCAAGAUGAAGACAGACUUCCGCAAUACCCUGUAAAAUAUGUAAUCCUUCUUUCGGAGGAGACGCGCAGUGUAAUAAAAUUAAAUUGUUAAUCCUAAAA